CAGCACAGAGUCGGUCCAAAGCCAAAGUUAGCAGCUCACAGAGGGCAACUCGAACUCCUCUGGGGUAACAUGGGGGUCCGCAGCUAGCCCAUGAAGCAGUCCUGGGGAACACCAGUUUCGCAUACGACCAAGAUGCACAUUUUUCAGAUGCAACAAUAGUCAAGUGGCUCAGCUUCCAAACGGGGACUGGCAUCAGAGUGCCGUCAGCAAUGACAGGGGGAGUAUUUUGGACCCUGCUGGCUGCACUGGUGACGCAGCGGGCUGCCGGGUGCCCCAAGGAGUGUGAGUGUAACACCAAGACCAAGGUGGUGGACUGCCGGGGGAAAGGUCUGUAUGACAUCCCACGGAGGCUGCAGCUGGACACCCAGGAGCUGUACCUGCAGAACAACCGCAUCCGAGGCCUGGGCUCCAUGGCCUUCCGUGAGACACCCCUGCUGCGUGUGCUUGACCUGACCAACAACUCCAUCACCAGCAUCUCCGCCAACGCCUUCCAGGGCCUCCGCGGCCUGCUGGUCCUCAACCUGGCCAACAACUCCAUCCGCGAGAUUGACCGGCGCCUCUUUAACCCCAUCAAGACCCUCACCGAGCUCGACCUGUCCCACAACAACGUCGCCAACCUGCCCGGCGCGCUGGCGGACAGCAUCAGCAACCUCAGCUCACUGUCCCUGUGCCACAACCGCCUGCAGAGGCUAGACAGGAUCCUGCUGGAGUCUCUGAAUAAGCUGCAGGUGCUCUUCUUCCACAGCAACCCCUGGAAAUGUGACUGCCAGCUCAUCGGGCUAAAGCUAUGGCUGGAGUCCUUUCUCUUCAAAGGUGGGAUCAUUGAUGAGAUCAGGUGCGCGCAGCCUGAGGACCUGAAGGGGAGAGACCUCCGCAGGAUCCCCUACGAGCUGUUCCACACCUGCCUGACGACCAGCUACAACUACCUGUUCGCCAACAUCCACCACCUGGAUGCCGAGCACAGGCUUCGCUCCCACGGCCACAGCGAGAGGGUCGGCGAGGGCCUGCCCGAGUGCGAGCCCAAACAACGGCCCCGCCCCGUCAACCUGCGCCACGCCAUCGCCACUGUGGUCAUCACCGGCGUGGUCUGCGGCGUGGUCUGCCUCAUGAUGCUCGCCGCCGCCGUCUACGGCUGCGCCUACGCCGCCAUCAUGGCUAAGUACCAGCGGGAGCUGAAGAGGGUGGAGCAGAUGGCCCCUUCGGAUGAGCACGGGAGCACAGAGGAAAAGGAGCCCCUGGACAGCUCCGUCCCCUGAGGACCUGGCUCAUCUUUGGGGACUAACUUGUAGGCACUCCCCGUACAUUAGUAUAUAUGAAAAUAUAUGUACAUAUCAAGCUAUUUGUUGUAGUAGGUUUAACUGUCAAAAUUGCCCGACUGGGUGUAUGUGACGUUGUGUGUUAGGGCAGUGUUUCUCAAUCCUACUCCUGGAGGCCCACUGUCCUGCAUGUCUUCUAU
Messenger RNA from Megalops cyprinoides (Indo-Pacific tarpon), 1456 nucleotides. RefSeq names its product leucine-rich repeat and transmembrane domain-containing protein 1 (gene lrtm1). Gene Ontology annotation, cellular component: membrane. Gene Ontology annotation, molecular function: protein binding. The transcript has 3 exons. The coding region runs from base 210 to 1256 and encodes 348 amino acids. The record is from RefSeq and is a predicted model, not a curated record. NCBI's taxonomy places the organism in Eukaryota, Metazoa, Chordata, Actinopteri, Elopiformes, Megalopidae. Gene Ontology annotation, biological process: positive regulation of synapse assembly; axonogenesis; regulation of presynapse assembly.